This is a messenger RNA of Synchiropus splendidus (mandarinfish), 3883 nucleotides long. It is a transcript of the gene slc1a2b, whose product is annotated as solute carrier family 1 member 2b. The record is from RefSeq and is a predicted model, not a curated record. Gene Ontology annotation, biological process: L-glutamate transmembrane transport. Gene Ontology annotation, molecular function: neutral L-amino acid transmembrane transporter activity; L-glutamate transmembrane transporter activity; glutamate:sodium symporter activity. The coding region runs from base 256 to 1962 and encodes 568 amino acids. Gene Ontology annotation, cellular component: plasma membrane. The transcript has 11 exons. NCBI's taxonomy places the organism in Eukaryota, Metazoa, Chordata, Actinopteri, Syngnathiformes, Callionymidae.
UGGGGCAAAGUAGACUCCUCUGGCGGUGAGUCAGUCUGUCAUCUGGACUGGGUUCACGCUCCCUGGACGAUAUUGAAACACUAAGCUGAGAGCGUGGAUCCGUCUGCUGGGAUUGAUUGAUCUCCCCUUGGAUUCUAUGUGCUGGCAUCCGGCCAUUUUUUUUUUUUUGAUGGAACGAUAGUGAUUCUGCAGUUUUAAACGCCAAAGUUCGGAGUGGUAAACCUGGUGAUAGCACGUACCUCAAGUACAACAGGGAUGAACACAAACAGUAUGCCUAAACAAGUGGAAGUGAGGAUGCAUGAGAGUCACCUGGAGCCCAUCGAGGCCAGGCCUCAGUCCAAAUGUGCCAAAAUCUGCUCCAAGAUGUUCAAGAACCUCCUGCUGACCCUCACCGUCCUCGGUGUGAUUCUGGGAGCUGUAGCAGGGAUGCUGCUCCGCGUGGCCUCCCCGAUCCACCCGGAUAUCGUCAUGGUGAUUGCCUUUCCCGGAGACAUCCUGAUGAGGAUGCUGAAAAUGUUGAUCCUUCCUCUCAUCAUCUCCAGUUUAAUCACAGGUCUGGCUGGUUUGGACGCCAAAUCUAGUGGACGUCUCGGCACCAGAGCCAUGGUCUACUACAUGUCCACUACCAUCAUUGCUGCUGUUUUGGGGGUCAUCCUGGUUUUGGUGAUCCACCCCGGCAACCCCAAACUGAAGGAAAAUCUGGGCGAGGGGGAGAAGAAUGACGACGUGUCAAGCUUGGAUGCCUUCUUUGAUCUGAUCCGGAACUUGUUCCCGGAGAACCUGGUGCAGGCUUGUUUCCAGCAGAUUCAGACGGUCACUAAAAAAGUGGAGGUGGUCGUAGAGGAGAAUGUCAACGCCACGGUCAUGGAUGGCCUGGUGGCUAACAUCACCAAGGAGCCCCAGUUUGUCAUCAAGAAGUCCUUGCAGUUCAAGAGCGGCAUGAACGUCCUGGGUCUGAUUGGUUUCUUCAUUGCAUUUGGAAUUUGCAUGGGCAAGAUGGGAGAGAAGGCCAGACUCAUGAUUGACUUCUUCAACAUCCUAAACGAGAUUGUGAUGAAACUUGUCAUCAUGAUCAUGUGGUACUCGCCCUUCGGUAUCGCUUGCCUCAUCUGUGGUAAGAUCAUCUCCAUCAAGGACCUGGAGGUGGUGGCCAGGCAGCUGGGAAUGUAUAUGAUCACCGUCAUCAUCGGCCUGAUCAUUCACGGAGCCAUCUUCUUGCCCAGCAUCUACUUCGUUAUUGUCAGGAAAAACCCCUUCACCUUCUUUUUGGGCAUCUUCCAAGCCUGGAUCACUGCCCUGGGAACCGCCUCCAGCGCCGGCACGCUUCCCGUCACGUUCCGUUGCCUGGAGGAGAACUUGGGCAUUGACAAAAGAGUCACCCGCUUUGUGCUUCCCGUCGGCGCCACCAUCAACAUGGACGGAACUGCUUUGUAUGAGGCCGUCGCUGCCAUCUUCAUCGCUCAGAUGAAUGGCAUCAACCUUGACCCCGGUCAAAUCGUCACUGUCAGUCUCACCGCCACCCUGGCCAGUGUCGGAGCCGCUAGUAUUCCGAGUGCCGGCCUGGUAACCAUGCUGCUGAUCCUAACUGCUGUGGGCCUGCCAACUCAGGACAUCAGCCUGCUGGUUGCUGUUGACUGGCUGCUGGAUCGAUUCAGGACCUCUGUUAACGUGGUGGGCGACUCCUACGGUGCGGGCAUCGUUUACCACAUGUCCAAGGCGGAACUGGACGAGCUGGAUGCUCACAUGGCUAAGUCAGAUGACAUUGAGAUGAUGACAAAGACCCAGUCCUAUUACGAUGACAUGAAGAACCACCACGAAAACAAUUCCAACCAGUGCGUCUUAUCGUCUGCCUCUACUGCUAACAAUUCUGUCGUAGUAGAUGAAUGCAAGGUAACCUCAGCCACAAACGGCUCUGCUGCGGAGUGCACGCUUGUUGAGGAAGAACCGUGGAAACAUGAAUAAUGGCGGCGCGGAGAUCCCCUGCUCCUGGGCUCCUCAAGCUUUCCAAUCUGGAGGAAAAAAAAAAAAACGAAAAAAAGUCACAUGAACAGAACUACUAAUUGUUUACUAUGUAAUCUAGUUUCCUUUCUUUUAUAUUAGUCCCUUUUACAAGUUUUUGUAACUGUCUACCUGACUGAUAUAAAUACUAAUUUACUACCGAACCGUGAUAUGAGAGCUAUAUACUGUUAGAGCACAACUAUUUUCUCUAUAGCAGACAAUUGCACAUCACACUUCCAGGCUUCGGGAGAGAAGGGUGGCAGAGAAGAGAUGAGCGCACGGCAUCCUACCGCCAUGCACGGAGGGAGACUUAGAAGUUCCGACAUGCAAACACGCAGACUUUAAAGUGCCAUAUGAUCUCGCUUGCUUUCACAUCAUUCUUUCCUUCUUGUCCAGCAAAUAAUAGCGCGGAGGCUAUUGCUUCACCGUGAAGUGACAAAGCACACAUUUCUAUCCCUCCAUCUUGUUUUCCAUUAAUGCUUAUGUUGAGAAAAGGGACUUUAUUUUAUGAGUUAGUGGAGGUUUAAUCCCUGUAUGUCUGUGUGAGUGGACGAUCGCGAGUUUAUGGGACCAAACUGGCAGGAUAUCAAUCAUAUCAGAAUCUAUAUUUCCUUCCUUUAGCAAAGCACAAGCCUAAAGAACAAAGCUAGUACUGCCCUGUGUAUUGCUAUUCAAAUGAUGAAAUUCAGAGUGAACAAUGUGUUAUUUGGAGCACAAACAAAGAGCACAAAAAGCCAGUAGUACGGUGGCAAAUUUGCGAUAAAUAGUUUGGUUUUUUUUUCUACUGCUGAACAGCACAAACUUAAAAAGAAAGGGAUGAUCGGAACUGCAUGUAGCACGCACACAUUCCAAUAAUUUCCACUCUGAAGAAGCACAAAUGUGAUGAACAUGCAGUAUAGGAAGCGUUUCCUUCUUCCUUGAAGAUAAAUACCUGCAUCCGUGUUAACCUCUAGAGCUCAAGACUGUUUCUGCCAUAUGCUUGGUGCUGCAUCGUCAGGUACACAUUCCUCCCACUAAGCCAAAAAGAAAAAAAAAAACAUCCUCAAAACCUGCUUUGCUAGUGUGUGUUUGGUGUGUGUAAGAAAUGUCUGUGUCUCCUGUCUUGUUUCUUGUGCUAAAUGCCUUGGAGAUGUUCACUCAGAUUGACCUCGAGGACGAAUACAUUUUCAAGUAACGCUAGAAAAACUAAACAAAACACUUAGCGCUCGGUCCUCACAGCAGAAGGUCACACACACACUGAUGCACGUUUAAAUACACAUUAGAGCGAGCAUGCGCCUAUAGAUAUUUUCAAACACACACACACAACCAUCCUUCAACAUCAAGGUCACGACAUGUACAGUAGAGCACAAACAUCUACACGGACCCUUCGAGCAGUCCGGGUCACGAUGACUACAGUUGGGGAUUGAGUGUUUUAAGAAGCAUGGAUACAGUAAAAUGUUAUUAUUUCUAUUGCACCACUAUCUUAAAAGCAUGAUAUUUUUGAAGUGCCUCCUUGCACUUUGUGUAUAUAUUGUAGGUAACAGAUUUUCUUUUUUUCAUUAUUUUUCUUUUUUUUUUUUUUUUUUUUUGCGGGUGCGGGAGUAAAAAGUAGGAAUAUAGUGACAUUUUAAAUGUAAUCCUCUAGAAAUCUAUCAUCUAUGUCCUGAGUAAAAUUAGAGUAGACGAAAUGAGAGAGGAAAUCGUGAAUUAAAUUGCCUGUUUUUUUCUUUUUUUUUUAUUCUGUACUAGCUGUUAACUAGUCGUUUUACUUACUUGUCACACACCUAUAUAUGAAUCUUUUUUUUUUUUAUCCAAUGUAAGCAUUUGAAUGUUUGUUCCAUGAAGAUAUAAGCCGUGUGCAUUCAUAUUCAUUGUACAUAAAUAAAUAUAUAACUGUUCUGUUCAA